Molecule: messenger RNA, 804 nt
Organism: Bipolaris zeicola 26-R-13
Lineage: Eukaryota; Fungi; Ascomycota; Dothideomycetes; Pleosporales; Pleosporaceae
Exons: 6
Coding region: 1-804 (267 amino acids)
Biological process (GO): mycotoxin biosynthetic process
Source: RefSeq, a predicted model, not a curated record
AUGGAAUAUUUCAAUGCUCAUUCUUAUCAAAACCUCAAUAGCGAGACCGCUGAAGAUGAAUUCUCUCCAAAGCAAAAAGAAAAACCCUCUCUUUCUCAGAAAAUUGUGGUACUCUACGCUAUAAUAACUUUUCUUCUAUUCACGCAGCUAUCAUCUAUCGUUCUCAUAACCUCGAAACAUUCAAACCCUCUAGGGUCCUAUGAAACAGGAUUCUCAACGGAAAUACACCCUAAUCAAAACACACUCGCACUUCACAAAGUCAAGUUCUAUGGUGGCGUAGUUUUUGAUGAAAAUGGUACCGUAUCUCUGAGCUACGAGCCUGGACAGCCCGAUUAUUUCGGAACGCCUAGCUUAAGUGUCGAAGCCGCUUGGGAUAAACUUCUGAACCAUCGGUUCAUCAAGGUGGAACCAAAGGACUGGCCAAAGGAAGCCGUCCGGCUUGGACAACAGGAUCUCGUUCGGGGAUCGUGGCGAUUAGAGACGAGUGGUUUGCACGCACUGCAUUGUUUGAAUUACGUCAGGAAAUCUCUUUCCCCGGAAUAUUAUGAAUCAUACCGAGAUAAACCAGAGCAAAGCUCAAAGAGUCUUUCUCAUUCCGGUCAUCUAAAACAUUGCCUAAGUCAAAUUCAUCAAAAUAUUAUGUGUCACCUUGAUAUGACACCUACACCUCGAACGUGGCGUCCGGCGCCUGCUGGAGACCACGGGCAGGGUCUUCGUCAUGCAGAUACAGACCAAUGGCAUGUCUGCAGGAAUUUUGAGGCUCUGAGAGACUGGAUGUAUCCGUUACAAGAGUUCCAUGAUUGA